AUGUGCAAGGAGAAGGGCGAUCUGGAUGCAGCUGCGAGCCACCUCACCGAGUCCCUCAGCAUGAAGAGGGCUGUGUAUGGACAGGGAGCUCGCAAAGAAGUGGCUUUCACGCUCCACGAGCUGGGCAUGGUGUUCUGGGCGAAGGGCGACCUGGCUGCAGCUGAGAGGCAUUUUACCGAGUCCCUCAGCAUGAAGAGAGCUGUGUACGGACAGGAAGCUUGCAAAGAAGUGGCUUUCACGCUACAUGAGCUGGGAGUGCUUUUCAGGGCGAAGGGCGACCUGGAUGCAGCUGUGAGCCACCUCACCGAGUCCUUAACCAUGAUGAGAGCAGUGCAUGGAGAGGCAGCCCACGGAACAGUGGCGGUCACGCUCCAUGUGCUGGGCGCGGUGUACAGGGACAAGGGCGACCUGCAUGCAGCUGCGAGCCACCUCUCCGAGUCCCUCAACAUGAAGAGAGCAGUGUACGGACAGGGAGCUCACCGUGAAGUGGCCAUCACACUCCAUAAGCUGGGCGUGGUGUGCAAGGAGAAGGGCGACCUGGAUGCAGCUGCGAGGCACCUCACCGAGUCCCUCAGCAUGAAGAAGGCUGUCUGCGGACGGGCAGCUCGCGGAGAAGUGGCUGUUACCCUGCAUGAGCUGGCUGUGGUGUGCAAGGACAUGGGCGACCUGGAUGCAGCUGCGAGCCAUCUGAACAUGCAGAGUGCGGUGCAGUACAGAGGGGGAGCUUAA
This is a messenger RNA of Symbiodinium sp. CCMP2592, 729 nucleotides long. NCBI's taxonomy places the organism in Eukaryota, Dinophyceae, Suessiales, Symbiodiniaceae. The record is from the annotation of a GenBank genome assembly.